Messenger RNA from Sus scrofa (pig), 5018 nucleotides. The record is from RefSeq and is a predicted model, not a curated record. NCBI's taxonomy places the organism in Eukaryota, Metazoa, Chordata, Mammalia, Artiodactyla, Suidae.
GGCACAGCCCAGUGCCUCAGGUUUACGCUCCUGAAUCCCCCAAAUUCCUAUCUUGCCUUCUUGGCUCCUCCUCUUCUCUCACCUCUGAAGUCCUGGCUGAUUCCUACACAUUUAGCCAAGGAAUGAAUGAUUGAAUAUGCCAGUACCUCUGCCAGGACCGACACCAAUUAGAUGCAGCCAGUGCCUAUCAUUGGGCUCCUGAGAGGCAAUGCAUCUGAAAGAAGAAAAAGAGGGGAAGAAAAAAGACAAAAGACAGAAAAGCAGAGGGUUAGGGGACUUGCUCCUGUGCUCUGGUCCAUGGGCAUGUUUACACGGGGACAGAAGAUGCAAAUUCGAGGGGGUGGUUUCUCUUUAAAAAUGAUAUAGAUGCUUGACUUUCUCAAGCAAAAUAAACAACAGGUGGCAAUCUCGUAUCUACACGGUCACCUGAAAGAUAAAUGCAUGAAAGGGCUAAUGCAAAAUUAUUUAAAUGCAUAAUUGUUGAACCGAUAAAAAAAAAAAGGAUUAGUAAUCAUAUCCAUAGAAAUAAGUAAGUCUGUCUAGGGAGUGAUGGAAAGCACAGCGCCACCUGCUUUGAGCAGAGUCACGUAGGAUUUUAGGCCCAAGUCUCAGCUUUAAAUCCACCAACUGUCUGACCUUGGGCAAGCUACCUGACCUCUAGCAUUUUAGUUUCUGAAUUUUUUAAAUGGGGAUAAUUAUACCUGCCCCCAAAAUCUUUGUAAAGAAAGAUCAAAGAGAUACCUAAAAACAGGGUUUGGCAUAUACCAAGUGCUCCAUAAAUAUUAGCCUGCCAUACAGACUAACCUAUGGUAAUUUAUCAAAUACUAAAGCAAAAAUCUUAAGAAAAAAACUGGCUGGAAAAACCUCAAUCUUAUUUGGUAAGACAUUUCAUGCCUUACAGACCGUAUCAUAUUAGCUGCUGCUUGUGUUUAUGAUAAACAACUUAUUAUUUCGCUCAGCCUGACAUCCAUUCUAAUGACUUUUACGUAAAUCUGUUUCAUUAGGAAAAUCCACACUUAAAAUACUAGAAGUUUGGACUUCCUUGGUAGCUCACAGGGUAACUACUUGGCAUUGCUUCUACAGCAGCUGUGGCUUGACCCCUGGCACGGGGGCUUCCAUGGACAGCAGGUGCGGCCACAUGUUAAAAAUAAAUAAACAAACAAAUAAAUAAUAGAAGUUUAAAUAAUCAAAACUAAAUUUGCUUUCGAGUUCCCUUAUGACUCAGCGGGUUAAGGACCUGGUGUUGUCACUGCUGUGGCUCUGGUUAUAGCUGUGACUCUGGUUUGAUCCCUGGCCGGGGAACUUUUGUAUCCCUCCGGUGUGCACACGCACGCACACACCCACACCCCUAUAUUUCCUUCACUCACAGACAUCCACACAACUAUUCAUGGUACACUUCUGGAGAUAGCUAGACUCUUUAUGCUGAUGAGUUCUGCCUUUUCAUUCCUUUAUUAUGAUGGGUGAGGGUGAGGAGCCCGGGAACAACUGUCAUUUGAGGAAGCUGCAACAAUGUUUAAAAUUUUUCUUUGUAUUUCUUCCCUUUACCAAAAAAAAAAAAAAAAAAAAGGAGAGGCAUAUCAAAUUAGUAUAAUUCUGAGGAAAGUCUGUAACAUAAAUUUAUCAAACAUCAAAUCUAGUUUAGUGGAAACCCCUUUAUUAAGGAAUGAGGUCAUGUCUCUUGCAAUGAAUCAUGUUAAAUUUAUCCGUUACAUUUAUCUUUUCUGGAUACCUUCCUUCCUUCAUUUAUUUGUCAUUUCCAAGCCUCUAAUUCUUGUUGAUUGCUCAAUUAAAUAAAAUCACUGAUUUUUUUUAAUUUUGAAGAGAGCAUGAGACUGAAGCUACAAAGUAUUAUCUAUGUUAACACACCCGCUUUUAACUAUACGAUAAUUUUUUUCUAAACAAUGUUUUUAAAAAGCAAAUAUCAACUUAAUUUUAUUUAAAACUCUGCAAACAUUUUCCAUUUCUGUAUUUCUUAUCUCAUGUGUGUCUUCUCUCCUUUGCCAUCUUCCUACUCCUUUGAUAGCGGGAAGGAAAUAGAAAAGAUGGUUAUUCCUUAUUAAAACUGUUCCAUUAGCUAGAAAACUUCUUUAGGAUGAAAGAAAACCCUGCUCUUCGCAUUGACUAAUAACUGAUUGAUCUCCAUACAUUUCUCUACUGCUCAUUUACCUUUACUCCAAAAUUGCCCACUAAAAGAUUACAACUCCACUUAAAUAACAUUCGGGUAUUUUCAAAGACAAUCUGAGGAGAACUAUCAUCUCAAGGGUUCUUUCAAAGGUCUCAUCUAUUCCGAGGCCUUGAGAUAUGAUCCAUUACAUAGGCUAUAGCAAGAUUUUAAGAUAAUCAGAAUUAUUCGAACAAUGGAAGCGAACUUAGGAAGCUAAGGGUCCAGCACCCUCCUUUUACAAGUAAGGAAACUAAGACCCAGAGAAGUUGUACUGUCUAGAAGAAGGUUAUUCCAUAUAUUAUGUAUGAAUGUACAACAUAUGAAUUGCUUGAAUUUUUAUUAGGAAUAUUCAGAUGAAUCAUCAUUGAUCCCAACUAAAGGAAUCUUGAAGACAAAACGAAACUGUUUUUAUGACAGUUGGCCCUUUGCAAUUAACAUUUUCAUCUUAAAAGAAACCUUUAUGUCAAACAAAAAUGAUUUUAUUUCCUAGUUGAGAAUGAUUUCGUAUUUUGAAACAGCACCUUAUUCCACUCUCAGAUUCCAUGAUCUCUUGUAAAAGUUAGGUUUUCCCCCUCCGGGUUCCCGCCGCUACUGGGACUCCGGCCGGAGGGGACCGGGCGGUCCGGGGCCCCCGCUCCGCACCCAUGUUGCUCGGAGGAAGGGCGGCGGGCAGGGACAGAGACGGCCGCGACCAGACAAUGUCCUGCAUUCACGGCGGCCUCGGCCAAUCACAGGCCGGCGCCUCCCGGCCCCUCGCGGCGCCACCGGCCACGACUCGGGCCGGAGGAAAACCUGGCCUCCGGGCGGCCAUCUGCGGCCAUCCCCAGGCAGGAGGCCGCGCCCCAACUGCGCCCCGCCCCGGGGCUGGGGGCUCGGGAAGGAGGGCGCCGUGGCGUCCCCCUGGGCAGGGAUCGCGCUCGGAGCGCAGGACGCGCCGCCCCCUCCGGCUCGAACGCGGCGCUGUCCCUUUAAGGCGAGCCUCCUCCCGGGCCGAAGAGCGCGUCGGCGGCCCCGCCGCGGGGGGCAGCGACAUCCGGGCUACCGGGCUGGCGACGAUGACGGCCCCUGGGGCAGCUCCCAGUCCCUGCGGGACGCCCGGCUGGCUGCGGCCGGGCAGAAAUAAUGUAUGCAGUUUGUGUGGUGAAAUUCUGGACCAAUGGCUGCUGUUCAGUGCAAAUGGGCAGAAAUGUUCAUUUUAAGCUCAGACUCUGCAACGUUAAAACUGAGCUGAAGAUGUGAGGAUCAAAGAAGAUAAUCCUGGCAGCCCUGAAACUCUGGACAAGUAGUAGUUACUGGUCCUGGCCUCCACAUUCUGCUUUGGACUUGGAGAUGUUUGGUUUUCGUGGCAAUCAAAAUCUAUCAUCUAUCUAUCUAUCUAUCUAUCUAUCUAUCUAUCUAUCUAUCUAUCUAUCUAAGACAGAAAUAAAUUACUUUUUCAUAAACUAUGACUCCCUAAGGAAAAUUCGUAUACACUUGUAUUUGUUCAUGAGUAAUAGCUGAUAUUAGAGACAAUUGGGGCACUUUACAUAAAAAAAUAAUCAUUGUAGUAAGUGAACAGAGGAUUCCAGUACAGACUAGAUUUUCUUAUGCUCUGUGUGGAGCAAGGGCAAGGUGAUGUGUGUGUGCGUAAGAUUAAUAAAAGUAGAUAACGAAAAAUAAGGCAAAUAUUUAAUGAAGUAUAUAUCUUGUUCAGUGCUCACUGUCAAAGGCUAAAAAGAAGAUGUUCGUCAAUAAGAAUGUUUAUUUGUUGUUAUUGACCCAUAAUAAAUCUGGGGGGUAAAGUAACAAAGUGGCAACAAAAGCACUCCUGUUAUCCUUGACUCCUUCACCCAAGUUUGAAAUAUUUGGCCAGCGGUUAAUCAUCCUCCUGGGUUUGACUGGAAACUCAUUUUGUGCAGAAGGCUCUGGUGCAUGCAGUAUGAAUGGUAAAAUAAAUACAAUCUGCAUUUUCCCUCAAGGGAGAGUUCUGAGAAAGAAACCAAGCCCUAAGACGUUUGUGAGUGAGCCUAUAUCCUUUUCGAGGGAUGGAGGCUGAGCAGGCAACCCCCCAGCUGCCUCUACCUGCAGCUUCUAACCCGAUCCAAGAGCAAGUAAACGAGGCACCCUCCUCCCACCCCGGCCCUCGGCCUGAGUACAACUCUCACCCUCUGCUGUUCUACUCGCAGACUCUCUGUCUCUAAAAUGUUCCACUUUCCAGAGAUGCUAAUUAAAAUCGCAACCUCCCUGGCGGGGGUAUAGCUGGCAAAAUAAUCUUUUACCUGCUCAGCCGAGAUCGUUCUUAUCCUGCUGAGACCAAGAAAGGGAACGAAUAGGAGGAGAGCAUGUGAACGGCAGAGGUGGAAAGAAAGGACUGGUGACCCAUGGAAGUGAGACCCAAAAGCACGUUGACAGUUUGCGUGGACAGUCCCCCAGCUUCGUUUCUGUGCAAGUGCAACAGCCACACCUGCCAUCCCAUCCUGUGUUCUCAGGCUCCCGAGAUCUCUGUGUCUGGCCGCAGCCAUAUUCCUUGACUGUCAUGGGGUUCAGCUGGAUUCAGACUAGAUUCAUGGUAAACAUGGUACUAGAUUUAAAAAACGAUCCAGGAGUUGCCUUGUGGCACCGCAGGUUAAGGAUCCAGCGUUGUCACUGUGGCUGCUCAGGUCACUGCUGUUGCAUGGAUUCAAUCCCUACUGAGCCAUUCAGACUGUCUACAGAUUUCAGUUUUCACAUUUGUGAAAAGAGAGAGUUGAUUAGUUCCUAUUCUGCUCUGAGUUUCUCCUUCUCCCAGCUAACCUCUCUGCCAACUCUUUUUUUUUGGUCUCUUUAGGGCCACACUCUCAGCAUAUGGAGGUUCCCAGGCCAGGGGUUGAAUCAG